This is a messenger RNA of Cotesia glomerata, 1524 nucleotides long. Its product is annotated as E3 SUMO-protein ligase ZBED1-like. Bases 141 to 1061 code for a protein of 306 amino acids. Lineage: Eukaryota; Metazoa; Arthropoda; Insecta; Hymenoptera; Braconidae. The record is from RefSeq and is a predicted model, not a curated record. The transcript has 6 exons. Gene Ontology annotation, molecular function: DNA binding.
UAAAUUCUUUUUACAUUUUAAUUGUUAUUGUCUGACUUAUAUAAGUUCACACAAAAUAAUAAUUGUUAAUCUAUUAAAUUAACAAUUGAUAGUAACAUUAAAGGUUAAUCGACAUAUUACAUUAAAGGUUAAUUGGAGCGAUGAAUAACGAGGAUUUCGUUGCUGAAGAGGAUACUCGAAUAUUUUCUAUAUGGUUCAAAAUCAAUGAGCCUAACGCAGAUGCAUAUCGAGUAUCUAAUUUAAAAACAUCUGAUUAUGUGCAACUUAAAAGUAACCAUAAAAAGGCCUACGAAUUCGUAAAAGAAAUGGUUGACACAGGAAAAAUAUUCAUUCAUCCAGAUAAUAUAAUUGAAUCCAUUUGGAGAUCCAUCGAUGAUGUAGAUUAUUCGAAAAAUAAAAGUAAAGCUUGGGAGUAUUUUACUCCAAUUACUUCAAAUUCGGCACGAUGCAAAUUUUGCCAGGGCAUAAUUAAAACCGCAGGAAAUACGACAAAUCUACGCUGCCAUCUCAAUUCGAAACACAAACUGUUCAUUCCAGUUGAUCUGCAAGUAAACAAUAAAAAACGUUCUGUUGCAGCAGUUGAGGAACCCUCUAACUCUACUGUUGAGAGAAAAAAAUUAAAGACUCAGACUCAAAUGGCGAAGAAUCCUGUUCUUCAGUUGUAUGAAAAAGCAAAUUCGUAUGCAGAUGGAGGUGUAGAAGCUGAAAAAUUGACGAAUUCUCUUCUGUAUAUGGUAGCUGUUGAUUAUAUGCCACUCUGCUCCGUUGAAAAACAGGGAUUGAGACAAUUUGUGAAAACCGCAAGACCUCGUUAUUCUAUGCCCUGUCGUAAGACUAUUACUAAACUAAUGAGUGAUAAAUAUGAUGUCCUGAAAAUAAAAGUCAUGAGCGAUAUAGGUAAAUGCCCAUUUUACUCAUUGACAUGCGACAUUUGGACUGAUAUUUCCCAGAAAAGCUACUUAGGUGUAACUGUCCAUUAUUUAUCUGCUAACAAUCUGGAAGUAAAAGCACAAAUCUUUGUGUUCAGUCACUGGAUUCCGCGCAUACUGCAGAAAAUAUAGCAUGCUCUUUGAAAAUGAUUUUCGAAAAUUACAAUUUGGAUAUAAACAAAAUAGUAGCCGUGACUAGUGACAGUGCACCGAACAUGAUAAAAUCGAUUAAUACAGUUUUUCAACCGGAAAACGAUAGACGACUCCCAUGCUUCGCUCAUCGCUUGUCUCAUGUGGUUCCUACAGCUAUAUCCAAAAUGUCAAAUAUUAAAGAAAUCAUCGACAAAGUCAAACGUAUUGUGAUGGUUACCAGAAAAAGUGUUCCUGCUUCUGAUGAAUUGCUGAGACUUCAAAAGCGUGACGGUAAAACGGAUGGGACUGCACUUAAAUUUAUUCAAAGCGUUGAAACGAGAUGGAACUCGACCUAUGAUAUGCUUGAACGAUUUUUACUUUUGGAAAACUAUGUUUAUCCUGUAACUUCUAAGUGCAAUCAUCCACCUCCGUUAUUAAGUCAUGAAGAAACUACCAUUUUAAA